GCUAACUGCAGCAUCAGUUGAUUCGAGCAUCAUUUAUUUCGUUGUUUAUCUUUUCAGUGCACAAAAAUUCAAGAUGACAGUUUUCCUCAUGUGCGGGUCUUAAUUCCGUGUUGGAUUUUAAGCUCUUUUGUUCAAAGUGGAAGUAGGAACAGUUGUGCCCUCAUGGGCAGCGUUCUGGCUUUGUCUUCCAAUCCAGGCCAUCAGCACUGGCCUUUCUCCACGGAUCCCUCUCCUUCUCGCUGGGACGCACAUCCUGCUCACUGGGACAGUCCACCACGCUGGGAGAGAAGAGAUGGCCGCCUACCUAACCCUGGGAGUUUUCACUCUCUGCAUAGGAGCUGCAAAGAUGUGUUUCCUCAGCAGAUUGAGGGAGUCAAGAUGAUUAUUAACAAAACUCUGAGUAGUUUCUUCAAGGUCAGUCAUACUCUUCACCUCAGUGCCGUUAGCCCUUCUUACUAUCGAUUCCAUGUUGAACAUCUGCAGUCGGAUGAUUACAGCAAAGAUAAGGAUGCACCAGCAUUGAUUGGUGAGAUGGAUUCUUCAGGGAGUCUCAACGCUCAUGCUUUGCUGCAUCUCACUGAGCGUGUACGAGCUAGAACAGUCUUCCAGACCCAGCAGUCUCAGUUUGUAACGUGGCAAUUUGAAACUGAGUACAGAGGAAAUGACUUCACUGCAGCUGUGACAGUAGCCAACCCAGACAUCCUCAGAGAGUCAGUCAUCCUUGUGGCACACUUCUUGCAGAGUGUUUCCUCUGGUCUGGUGUUAGGAGGGGAGCUGGUCUACCAUCGAGGCCGAGCAGAAGAAGGAGGAAUUCUUACUUUGGCUGGACAGUACUCAAGGCCGAACUGGGUGGCGACACUUAAUGCUGGGAAAGGCGGUGCCCAUGCAAGCUACUAUCACAGAGCAAACAAACAGAUUCAAGUAGGAGUGGAGUUUGAAGCCAGUACGAGGACUCAGGAAACCACAACCUCAUUUGGAUACCAGAUGGAGCUACCAGAAGCUAACAUGGUCUUUCGAGGUAUGGUAAACAGUCGGUGCAUAAUAGGAGGUGUCCUGGAGAAGCGUCUGACCCCACUCCCUGCCACGCUCAUUAUGGGUGCCUUUGUGAAUCACAAAGGGGACAAACUUCAAGUGGGCCUUGGAGUCACAGUGGGAUAAUCCAUCCAUUCAGCCCUGCUGGUAAAACAACUUGCUGUUCAAGUAACCAUCCAGAAACCUGUUCAGGUGAUGAACUGAUCCACUGACGUUUAUCAGUCUCACUAAACCACCUGAAUUUGAUGGAUUUUUUGGGUAUAAAAUCCCCAAAUGUUUCAUCUCAUGUUUUUUUCCUACCUCUCAAAAUGGAGGUGAUGUUUUCUGAAAAGAGGACUAAACUGGAUGAACUGAUGAACAUCUCAAGGGGUCAACAGCUGUGACUGGUCAGAUUUUACUGCCCCUCUGAUUUUAUAACCUAAAACUAGACUGCACAGCUCUUUCUCAGAAAGGAUAAGAAGCAUAAUGUACUGUAUAUUAAAGUGAGUUUUAUACUGUAUGCAGUACUAAAGAAAUGUGUACAUAGAUUGUAUGUAAGGGAAAUACUUAUGUUCUUAAAAUUUUAACCCAUAACUUAUAAACAUCACAUAGCAUUUUCUGAUGCAAAGGGUUGGUUUUAAAAUGAAUGAAUAAUUUUCUAUCUACCAGUUUGUCAUCCAGUUAUAGAUUAUGUAAGGGAUAAUGUACAGCAAGCCGGUCAGUAAACCCUGACAGGGGGAUGCAGGACCCUGGCCCAAAGUGGAGAGGUCUUGAAUCAUCUAGUCCCAACCAGUAAAUCACAUUUUCACCACCAUCAUUGUAUGAAUAUAUGCGAUAAAAACAUUCUAAAACACUGUGUGAAUCAUAUGGAAUAAGAAAAAUCAUUUGAUUUAAUGCCACUGUACAUUCACAGUCAGUAUGCAGCCAUUUGGCCAAUCAGAUGAAGCCCUAGCUCACUGUCAGAUUAAUUGAUGUCACUUUGGUAGCGACUACAUGGUUAUUUUAUUCAUCAUGUGUCAUACUGUCAGUGAAAUAUUGAAUAUUGUUGUUAUGCAUCACAAUAUCUUACCAUCCGUCUACUUACUAAAGAGUUAACUUUUUUCAUUAAUUUAAUGAUUUUAUUGCAUCCUCUAUAAAAUACUUGGUUUCAUUCUGUGGUUAUAUCUGCAUAUAGUGUAUCAAUGGCCAAUUAAACAUAUAAUCGACCAUAGAAAGCCAUCAUUGACCAAUUACAACCAACAAAAGUUAAUAAUUUUUAUUAACAUUUUAUCAGACAUAGAUAGAGAUUACAAUGGUUCCUUCUGAGCAAUCUACAAAGAUGAGCUUUUGACAUUGCUGGUCUGAGUUAGAUUAGCUGAGUUUGCAUUAAACUCAGCAAUUAAAAGUUUAAAAAUGUCAACCACUUAAAUGUUAAAACUUUCUGUUGAAGCUGCUUGAGCAGAAAUCACGGAAAACUGACAGAAUUUGAUAAUGCACACCUUCCCUCUGCUGCUCUCUUGUCUCAGUUCAAAUCAUAAGACUAAAAAUAAUGCAUUGACUGAAAACUAAAUACAAACAUGCUAUCAUGGAAUAGAGAAAACACUUUUCCAAGUUUUUGCAUUUAGAUACAGUAUAGAGUAGUAGAGGCACGUCCAGGUCAUGUGUGAUGGAACCUGAUCGGCGAAUGACAGUUACAGCUGUCAGUCACAUGUUCAACUCCCCUACCUGUCUGACAACACCUGUGAUUAGACAAAAUCUGCAGGGUAGAGUACAUGUUUUUAUAACCUGGAAACACAGGGAAUGAGUGGGUGCAGGAGUCUCAUGUCCUCUAGAACCACUUGAAUGGCAAUAUGGGAAAAGGUAACCAUGGAAGCUGCUAGAAAACACCAGUAUGAUCCCUUCAACUGUUUGAGUAAUUGUCUUACAUAUGCAUCUUACUUUUACCAGUGUAUGUAAGUAUGUCGGAGUCACUCACACUGAUAAAUACCACGCUGACCCUCACAGAAAUGGUGCUUUUCCAUAUUUAUUAACCUCCAGCUGAAGGAUGUGAGAGUAGUUAUGCUCUGAUGCUGCUGACCUAGGACUGUACUGUAUGUGAAUAGAUGAAGAUGUGGAAACUCUGACCUGUAUGCAACAUGCACUGCUCACGCUGCUUAUGGACAUUCCCAGUCCAGUUCAACAUAUGAAAUGUUACAUAAUGUAUGUGUCAUUUAUACUGUACAUCAUGUAAUGUAAUGAUAGAAAGAAGUGGGAGGCUGUGGCAUCCAUUUUUGGAUUAAAUUAAAUAAAGAUGUUAUUGAUUAUAUAAUUACCAAUA
This is a messenger RNA of Sphaeramia orbicularis (orbiculate cardinalfish), 3307 nucleotides long. Its product is annotated as mitochondrial import receptor subunit TOM40B. NCBI's taxonomy places the organism in Eukaryota, Metazoa, Chordata, Actinopteri, Kurtiformes, Apogonidae. The record is from RefSeq and is a predicted model, not a curated record. The transcript is spliced from 10 exons. Gene Ontology annotation, biological process: protein import into mitochondrial matrix. Gene Ontology annotation, molecular function: transmembrane protein transporter activity. Gene Ontology annotation, cellular component: mitochondrial outer membrane. Bases 163 to 1158 code for a protein of 331 amino acids.